Triticum aestivum (bread wheat) is the source of this 840-nucleotide messenger RNA. Its product is annotated as glycine-rich cell wall structural protein-like. Lineage: Eukaryota; Viridiplantae; Streptophyta; Magnoliopsida; Poales; Poaceae. The record is from RefSeq and is a predicted model, not a curated record. Bases 94 to 357 code for a protein of 87 amino acids. The transcript is spliced from 2 exons.
CAUCACACAACACACAACCUAGCUAGCGAGUACAAGGUAGUUGCUGCUGAUCAAUAUUGCACACCAAAUUGAAGGUCGACGAGGGUUUCAAGCAUGGCGUCCAAGGGUCUCAUUGUGUUUGCUGUCCUGCUGCUUGCUGCGUCUUUCCUCGUGGCCACAGCUGAACAAACUCAGCCCAAGAAGGAGGCCCAAGCCAGUGUUCAGGUCGGCUACAACGGCGGCGGUGGCGGUGGCGAGGGCGACGGUUACGCUGGACACGCCGGCGGAGGCAUCCGUUGCUGCCGGCACAACUGCUACAGGCGUACUAGCUGCCGCUGCUGCACCCCCGACGAGAUCGCGGAGGAGGUCCGCCACUGAAUGCUAGAUGCAGCUACCUGCGUACUAUAUAUAGGUACCAGUACUACCGUUGCUAGUUGCACGCACAUAGUAACUACUCUCUUCGUUUCUAAAUAUUUGUCUUUUUAGAGAUUUCAAUAAAUGACUGUAUACGGAGCAAAAUUAGUGAAUCUACGCUCUAAAAUAUAUCUAAAUACAUUCGUACAUGAUAGUUCAUUUGAAAUCUCUAAAAAGACAAAUAUUUAGAAACGGAGGGAUUACUCAUAUACAUGGUCAAUAAGGAGGUAGGUGCAUGCAUGCAUACAUGUAUGUAUGUAUGUAUGUAUGUAUGUAUAUAUGUACGUAUGUAUCUUGAUCCAAUACCAGGGCUCCGAUCUGGUCGUGUGUAAGAGUUAUCUUCCUUGCUCAAUGUACAGGCAACCCUCGUGUGUGCAUGUUAUAACAAAAAUCUCAAGCUCUUGUUUGAGAACCAUAUAGUGAAAUUUCCGUGUCCAUCUCAUGUUA